UCCACAUUCGAAGCUCCGAUGGAAUGGAGUAUCAAGUGGAGGAGCAGACGAUGGUGCAGCAGUCUACGUUCGUCCAGGGAUUGUUGAAGUCCCCCAACGUCAGAGAGAAUGGGAUCACGAUUCCCAAUGUCAAUACCAACAUUCUCGCCAAGGUUCUGAACUACUGUGAGAAGCACGCCGAGACCGCCGACAAGGUUGAGCUCGAAAGCUGGGAUGCUAAGUUCGUUGAUGUGGAGAGCCACAUUCUCUACGAUCUCAUCAUGGCUGCUGACACUCUUGGCAUCAAUAGUAUCAUGCACCUUUGCUGCAAAAAGGUUGCAGAAUUGAUCAAGGGGCUCACUGCCGAUGAAAUUAGGGGAAAUUUCAACAUCCAGAAUAACUUCACCCCAGAAGUAGCAGAAGCAGUAAGGAUGGAGAACCUGUGGGAAUUUUAAAGAAGGUGGCAGUUGGUGUUGCGUUAAUAAAAGAA
Dioscorea cayenensis subsp. rotundata (Guinea yam) is the source of this 469-nucleotide messenger RNA. Its product is annotated as SKP1-like protein 11. NCBI's taxonomy places the organism in Eukaryota, Viridiplantae, Streptophyta, Magnoliopsida, Dioscoreales, Dioscoreaceae. Gene Ontology annotation, molecular function: cullin family protein binding. Gene Ontology annotation, cellular component: cytoplasm; nucleus. The coding region runs from base 24 to 434 and encodes 136 amino acids. Gene Ontology annotation, biological process: SCF-dependent proteasomal ubiquitin-dependent protein catabolic process. The record is from RefSeq and is a predicted model, not a curated record. The transcript has 2 exons.